AUGCAUAUUGGUUUCAUCUCCAUGGAACCCAAUAGUCUCUUCCUCCCUCAAUAUCUUGAUUCUGAUCUUGUGCUCUUUGUUCACCAUGGGGAAGCAAGAGUUGGACACAUCUACAAGGAUGAAUUAGCAGAAAGGAGUUUGAAGCAUGGAGAUGUCUACAUAAUUCCUGCUGGAUCAGCUUUCUAUUUGGAGAAUACAGUUAAAAACCAAAGACUUCACAUAAUUUGCAGCAUUGAUAUUGCCUCGGAAUCCAUGGGAUGGCAUGCUUUCCAGUGGAAAGAACUGAAUCAAGAUUAUGUAAAAUUGCAGGUCUCGACAGCAGAAUUAACCACGUUCUUGACCAGGCAAUCUUCCAGACCAAUUGUGCAUUUAUCUGGUUCUCAUCACACAAACAUUUGGACCAAAUUCGUCGCCCAAGAACCCCACAAGAAAUUAACUCACCUGAAGAGGAUUAUGAAUUUUGGAGAAGAAGCUAGCCCAAAAGAGGAGGAAUCAAAAUGCAUAUGGUCAUUAAGGAAAUUUAUGUUUAAUUUAUUAAACAGAAAAGAUGUUGUCAAGAGAGUGAAUCAUAAAUCUCCAUCAACUUACAAUCUCUACAAUAGGAAGCCUGAUUUCAAGAACAAUUAUGGAUGGAGCAAGAAGUUGGAUGAGUCUGAUUAUUCUCCUCUACAACAAUCUGGCAAUGGCGUUUAUCUUGUAAAUCUAUCUCCGGGAUCCAUGGUGGCACCUCAUGUUAAUCCAACAGCAAUAGAGUAUGGACUCGUGUUGAAAGGGACUGGUGGGAUACAAAUUGUGUAUCCAAAUGGGACUUUAGCCAUGAAUGCGAGAGUAUGAGAAGGGGACGUUUUUUGGGUGCCAAGGUACUUACCUUUCUGCCAAAUUGCUUCAACAAAUGGCCCGUUUGAGUUCUUUGGCUUCACUACCUCAGCAAGAAGGAACCAUCAACAAUUCUUGGUGGGUAAGAACUCACUGAUGCAGAGCUUGAGAGGGCCAAAAUUUGCAGCUGUAUUUGGAAUUGAUUAGAAAAGGCUUAAAAGGAUUACUAAUGCACAACAUGAACAAGUCAUUUUGCCAUCAUCAUCAGCUACUCCUGGUGACAACGUGCAAUUCAUGAAUUUUGAUUAGUUUAGUGGGAAUUCUACUACGUAGUUGGUCUAGUUGAGUUAUGGGCUUAUGGCAUGAAAGCUCGAUGCCAGUUUUGGAUCUUUUUUCUUUUUUUUUUUUUGUUCUAUUCUGU
Molecule: messenger RNA, 1237 nt
Organism: Lycium ferocissimum
Lineage: Eukaryota; Viridiplantae; Streptophyta; Magnoliopsida; Solanales; Solanaceae
Product: vicilin-like seed storage protein At2g28490
Exons: 4
Coding region: 1-834 (277 amino acids)
Source: RefSeq, a predicted model, not a curated record